AUGUUUCUCCGGUUCGGAUUGGUGCCAACGGUGGUGAUCACAUCGAAAGAAGCAGCUGAGGAAGUGCUCAAGAUUGAGUGUUGUAGCCGACCAGAGGCAGCCGGGAAUCCGAACGUUCACUUACAAUUUAACAUCAGAGAGGAAGAGAAUGACUUGUUGGUCAAGAAACUAACCGAAUAUGCUUUGAGACUAUCUCCGGUGAAUAUGAAGAAAACCAUUUACGUAUUAGUCGGGAGUAUCUUGUGUAGGUUCGGGUUCGGGCAGAGUCUCCGAGAGUGCUAG
Messenger RNA from Arabis nemorensis, 282 nucleotides. The record is from the annotation of a GenBank genome assembly. Lineage: Eukaryota; Viridiplantae; Streptophyta; Magnoliopsida; Brassicales; Brassicaceae.